Molecule: messenger RNA, 938 nt
Organism: Aptenodytes forsteri (emperor penguin)
Lineage: Eukaryota; Metazoa; Chordata; Aves; Sphenisciformes; Spheniscidae
Gene: ELMOD3
Product: ELMO domain containing 3
Exons: 8
Source: RefSeq, a predicted model, not a curated record
GCAGGGCCGGGGGGGACGUCGGCCGGUGCUGCGCCCCCGAUCUCCUUCAACGAAGCGCUGCAGUACUUCCAGACAGCCGACCUCUCCGAGUGCAGGAAGAAGGUCCGGGCGACGGUGCGCAGGCGAGGCCUGGCUGCUCUGGUUCGCUUCCUCUUCGGCCCUCCCCGGCUCCAGCCGCAGCUGCAGGGAGAGCGGGAGCUGGCUCUGGCCAUGGCGCAGUGUGGUUUGGAUGAUAACGAGAGGGUGCACGUGAGAAUCCUGCAGACCAUUUACAAGAAGCUAACCCGCUCCAGGCUGGGCUGCCCGCGCUACGGGGCGCACUGGGAGGAGCUCGGCUUUCAAGGUGCGGAUCCCGGGACUGACCUGCGAGGGACGGGGAUGCUGGGCUUGAUGCAGAUGCUGUACUUCGUCAUGGACUCUCGGACGCUGCCUCUGGCUCAAGAGAUUUUCAGACUAUCCCAGCACGAAACCCAGAAUUUCCCCUUCUGCAUCAUGUCCGUGAACAUCACCCGCAUCGUCAUCCAGGCCCUGAGGGAGGAAUGUCUCUCCAGGGAGUGCAACCGCAGGCAGCAAGUCAUCGCCGUGCUGAACGACCUGUACGCGGCGGCAUUCCUGCAGCUCUACCGCGCGUCUGGAAGGCAGCACAAGACCCUCGCCGACUCCGGCUCCCUCCUAAAGGAGCUGGAGUUAUCCACCAGAAAGAAACCGAAGCAGCUCCUGAAAUCCCUGGAGGCCUACGUGAACCGAAGCCCCGCGGCAGACGGCCUUCAGCAGCCGUCCCCUCCCUCCGCCUCCGGCGGCGGCGAGGAGAUCAACUUCACGGGCGUUUGCGACCUGCAGAUCGAGCUGGAGGGAGAAGCCCGACUGAUCUGAAACGGAGGCAGACGUGCCACGGGGAGCUCUGCUCGCGGCCCGGCUCGCGGAGGACGCCUGGCCGC